Messenger RNA from Chenopodium quinoa (quinoa), 1668 nucleotides. Its product is annotated as PGR5-like protein 1B, chloroplastic. Bases 376 to 1269 code for a protein of 297 amino acids. Gene Ontology annotation, cellular component: chloroplast thylakoid membrane. Lineage: Eukaryota; Viridiplantae; Streptophyta; Magnoliopsida; Caryophyllales; Amaranthaceae. Gene Ontology annotation, biological process: photosynthetic electron transport in photosystem I. The record is from RefSeq and is a predicted model, not a curated record. Gene Ontology annotation, molecular function: oxidoreductase activity, acting on iron-sulfur proteins as donors. The transcript is spliced from 7 exons.
AUUACAAUUUUGGACCUUAAUGUAAUAACAUCAACAGCGUUUGUAGUCCAACGGUUAGGAUAAUUGCCUUCCAAGCAAUAGACCCGGGUUCGACUCCCGGCAAACGCAGUUUUUAACCCCAUUUUUUCACAUUGACCCACUCAAUCAUAUGUGGGCCAUCACUCAGAUAUUAGAGCAGCCCAUUUAAACAUCCAUCCAAUCCUGACCACAAAAGGGCAUUUUCGUCUACCACCUCAAAAAAAAUUAAAAGAAAAAUCAAUCAUAAAUUCCGUUCUCUUACUCGAACGACGCCGUAAAGGUCGCGUGUAAACCUCACAUUAUCCACACAAACAAACCUCUCAUUUUCUCUCUCUUUUUUUCUCUCUCUAACCAUCAAUGGCCGGAGCACCUCGUACUUCUCUCUCACCAACUCGGUUAAUCAUACCUCCUAACUCCGUCACCGGUAAAUUUUUCCGGCUGAAAUUCUCUUCCUCCGGCGUCUUCAGCCUCCGCUGCUAUGUCGCCGGCGGCGGAUUGUCUACUUGCGCCGCCUUCCAAACUCCGGUGAUUUCCGAAGGUCCUUCAUGUAUUUUCGUCGGUCCUGUUGAAACAGCUAGUCAAGAAACUCUAGAAGCUCUUUAUCGCCAGGCGAAGGAUUCGUAUUACAGUGGGAAACCGUUGAUAAUGGAUGACAUGUUUGAUAGAGUUGAGUUGAAAUUGAGGUGGUAUGGAUCGAAAUACGUGAUGAAGUAUCCAAGGUGUAGUUUACGCCGGCAAUCUACUUAUGCUGAUGCUCAGGAAGACCCUUCGCAGGUGUUUGCUUUGGCGAGCGUGUGGUUUUUGAUACUUGCAUUCGGUGGUGCGGUAUGCCUUGUGCCUAUGUUAUACACCAUCAACUUAGCUUAUCAGGAUGCUUUGACUUCAGAAUCAGUCUACAGCAGCCAUCCAGCUGUAGUUGAGUUUCUUGGCAUGUUGAACACUCUGCUGUUCAUUCUUCUGGGUUCCAUUAUUGGCUGCCCAAUUGCUUCAGCUUCUGCUAGAGCACUACAAGGCCUGUGGCGGAAUGAUCUAGUGGCGCUGAAAGGAGCUUGUCCAAAUUGUGGAGAAGAGGUCUUUGCAUUUGUGAGGUCAGAUCAUAGCCAUAGCUCUUCUCAUAGAUCAGAUUGUCAUGUAUGUGAAUGUCGGCUUGAAUUCCGCACCAAAGCUGAGCAAUCCAUUUCAAAACUUGGCAGACGAUGGGUUCAUGGUCGUGUAUACCUGAUAUCUGACAGACGAAGUCGCCGGCGUUAAACAUUCACAUAAUAACCAGGGCAAGAGAGAGUUAAAUGUGAUUUUGAGUUCAUGUACAGUAGGAUGAUUCUUUUGAAGCUGAGCACAGGCUGGUAGUACAAAAUUCAAAGUAUACAGCAAAGCAAAAUUUAUACAGUUGGACAUUAGUGUGAGCAUAUUACCAUACUGUAGCCUCCUUCCUCCCUAGCUAAGUAUAAAUCUGCGAUAUCAUGUAUGAAAUCUAUAGUGCAUAGUAUUUCCCUAUUUUUUUUUUCUUAUUGUUUUCUUGGUCUGAUUGGUUAUUGAACAUGCCAAGACACUCGGCUUUAUGAUAGCUAUCUCAGUAUUUCUUUCCAUUGGCAUGGAAAUUGUAUGAUUGAGAUGCUCAGGAUUAAUUUUACAUUUAUCUUGUGCCAUUUA